Eimeria acervulina is the source of this 3054-nucleotide messenger RNA. RefSeq lists its product as hypothetical. The transcript is spliced from 5 exons. The coding region runs from base 1 to 3054 and encodes 1017 amino acids. NCBI's taxonomy places the organism in Eukaryota, Apicomplexa, Conoidasida, Eucoccidiorida, Eimeriidae. The record is from RefSeq and is a predicted model, not a curated record.
AUGUCGUCAUCGCAGGCCUGCGGUGGGGCCCACGAGGCCACAGAAGCUGCUUCUGCUUCCGCUGCUGCUGCUGCUUCUUAUUCUGUUUCUGCUGCUGCUGCUGACUGUUUCCCUCGGCGACGUGGGCGCGGGCGUCCCCCUGCUGCUUGUGCUGCGGCGCGCGUGCGUAGAGGCGCGUCUUUGACUGAAGCAGCAACACCAGCAGCAGGAGCAGCUGCCGCUGCUGCUGAUUCUGAUUUUGCAUGCAGCUUCAGUGGGAAAGGCAGCAGAUUGCAAGAGGCUUCUGCUUUGCUGCAGGAGACAGGAGACGAAGCUGUGGGGUCUGCUGAGCCAAAGGAAUCAGCAGCAGCAACCAGCUGCACCGUCUCUAUCAGCAACAGAAUGGAAGUAAACGGCAGUUUAGAAGCUGAGGAUACACCGCAAGCUGGAAGAAUCGGAGGGAGAGGAAGAGGGAGAGGAAGAGGAAGAGGAAGAGGGAGAGGAAGAGGAAGAGGAAGAGGGGCGAGGAGGCAGCUACAGCAGCAGCAGCAGCAGCCUUUGGAGUGUAUAGACAGCAGAGAAGAAGGUGAAGACAGCAGCGGAGAUGAUGGAGGGGGAACUGCAAGCUGGGCAAUAACAGAAGAAGACUUUUGCUGCAUAGAGGAGCAACCGAAGCGCCGCAAAAUAGAUGCAGAAGCAAACGACGCAUGCAGCAGCAGCAGCAGCAGCAGCAGAUGCUGCAGCCCAGCUGUAGAGGCCCUGCACGGACUGCUGCAGCCGUCUGCUGCUGCUGCAGCACUAGCAGCAGGAAUGAGUAUUUCUGCUGUAUUGGAGUCAGCAGCAGAACGAAGACCUCAUGAAGCUGCUGCUGCUGCUCCCUGUCUUCACUCGCAUUCGCUGCUGCUGCUGCAUGCACUUUAUAGAGAGACAUUUGAGGGGUACUUCCUCUCUAUGCUUCAAAGGGGCGUGCCGCAGCAGCAACAGCAGCAGCAGCAAGCAGAAGGCCUGAGAGUUGAUAUGCAUGCGCUUCUGCAGCAGUUGUCUUUGUUUCCUCUCCCUGUUCUGCUGCAGAAGAACCCCACAACACAGCAGAAGCAGCAGCAACAGCAGCAAGAAUGCUGCUGUUGCAGAAUCCACAUUGUUAGGCCCCUGAGCUCUUCUUGCCUGCCUGCAGCGACAGCUUGCUGCUGCAGCAACAGCAGCAGCAGAAGCAGCAGCUUACAGACAGCUGGUGAGGCAGAGGGCGACGACCUUUUAAAUGUAGGGGGGAAUGUCUUGGCCUUAGCAGUCUCAGAGGAGAUUGGAUUCAACUCAACAGCAGCAAGUGCAUGCAGCAUCAGCAGCAACUGCAGCAGCAGCAGCAGCAGCAGCAGUGGUACUCCCGAAGCAGCUGGAUCUGCUGAUGAAGAGGAAGGGUUUGUAGUGCUUGCAGUUGCCGUGGGGACGCAGCCCUCAGCAGCAGCAUCCACACCAACAUCAGCAGCAGCAGCACCAGCAACAGCAGCAGCUAUAGCACCACCAGCAACAGCAGCAACAGCAGCAACAGGAGAGCGAGUUGGGGGUUUGCUGCAGCUCUGGCAAAUUCCAAACAAAUCUCCGAGACAGCCGACGCUGCGCCUUUUGCUGCAAACACCCGCUGGCAGCUGCCGCAGUUUGCAUUGGGUGUCUAAGUCGCAGCUAUUGCGGCGUCCUUGCAGCAGCAGCAGCCACAGCAACAGCAGCAGCAGCAGCAGCGGUUGCUACUGCUGCAGCUACUGUGGGGUUGAGAUGGAGUUCUGCUGCUGCCGCGUGGGGCUGCUGCUCGCUGUAGCGGAGGACGGCAGUCUCUGCAUGUGGUCAGUGCCUCUCAGCCCCUUCCAGCAGCAGCAGCAGCAGCUGCAACUGCAACAGCAGGUGUAUGAUAGCCGUCGCUGCUGCGUACUGCCGCCUGUCUGGCGCUACACUUCGAGUCUUAUCCGCUUCUUCUGCUGCGCGGCAGCGCCUGCUGCAGCAGCGGCAUCGAUGGGAGCAGCAGCAGCAUCAACAGCAGCAGCACCAGCAGCAGGAGCAUCAACAGCAGCCGCAGAAAGGGAGGAGCCGCUUGUGGUUGUGGCGGGCGGCAGCGGAGGUCAAUUAUACAUCUUUACGUUUUUUGUAGAGCCGUGCAACUGCAGCAGCAGCAGCAGCAACAGCAGCAGCAGCAGCAUGGGGUAUUGCAAGCGUUGGCGUUAUUUAAUUGCAUGCACUGAGAAUGCUUUGCUGCUGAGUCUGCAGCAGCUUAAAGCGCAGCAGCUGCCGGUAGAAGCCCUUAUUAACAGCAGCAAAACAAAUAAACAACACCAUAAAGCUUAUAAACUUCAUCACCAUCAGCAGCAGCAGCAGCAGCAAAUCAGACAAACUGAUGAAUGCUGCAGAGGCUGUGCUGCACUCGCCACAAGAGCCUUCUUCGUCUUCGCAGGAGGAUGGUUGAUAGAGGGGGAAACAACAGAAUUCGAGACUAAGGGAAAUAAUUUGAGCUGCUGGCAGUGGAGGCUCGCAACAGAAGAAGAAAACAAACUUGCUGCUGCUGCUGCUGCAACAACACAUGUUGAUGCAGCAGAUAAUGCUGCAGCAGCAAGUCAUACUGCUGCACCAAAUAAUGCUCCACCAGGAAGUCUCGCUGCUGCAGCAGAUGAUGCUGCUGCAGCAGCAGAUUAUACAGCUGCUCAGGAGAGGGCGCUGCAGCAACUGCAUGCACAGCGAAGGCUGCUGCUGUAUCGCUUAAAGAAACAAAUGACGAACCCUGCUGCUGCUGUUGCUGCUUCUGUUGGUGCUGCUGCUGGUGCUGGCACCCCAGCAGCAACAGCAGCAGCAGCAGCAGGGGGCGAGAGACAGCAGGAAGCGAUGCAUGCAGAAGGAAUGCUGCAGCGCGUUCGCAGCCUUCUGCUGCUGCAGCAAACGGAAGAAAGAAUUGAGUUAAUAGAAAAGGGUUUGGUUAUUGAAGAAUUAAAAACAGCACAUGGGGAGAGGAGAGAAAGAAGAGGAAAAAUGUACAGCAGCAGCGGCAGCAGCAAAAGGGACGCAUGUAAAAACUCUCUUCUGGAUUUACACAAGUAA